ACAUGGCCUGAAACUCUUGCACUAUAAACAAUCAUACCAAGUGACGUCAUUUUUGUUUUUUUUUCUUUGCGUAAUGAAUUGCCCACCGUAGUAAACAUUGUUUUUAUAUCAUCGAUGAAUUUUUUAAUAAAACCAAUUGGUAAUUUAUUUAAAGCUUUACUCUCAGGACGAACAGCUUCAUUUAGCCCAUCUGUGUGCAAAAAUACUUGGACGUAUGACAUUCUAGAGUGCAGAAGGGGUGUGAAUCUGAACUGAUAUACUACUUUCUAAUAACUCAUCAAAAAGCUUUGAAUCAAAGGCUUUUUAAAAAGGAAUUUAUAGUUUUCAAGAAUACCUCAUGUGUUUUCAGUUUAUUCAAAGACUUUGGCUUUACAUUAGUUAACUAGAAUCUGUGGAUGGCGGAAGCAGCAGAAUCCCCUCCAAAUGGGAAUGUUGAUGAUAGCGCACCUGAAGCAAAUUCUCAGGAUGAGGAACCCUCCAGGUUGCUUCGAUUGAAAAUCAAAGCUGGCCAUAAUUUAGCAAAAAAAGAUAUAUUUGGAGCAAGUGACCCAUAUGUACGUGUAGAUCUUUUAUCCAGUGAUAAAGAUACUGUGAUUGAUACAUUUUGCACUAGAACAAAGAAAAGGACUUUAAAUCCAAUAUGGGAUGAAGAAUUUAUCUUUCAGGUCAAACCCAGCCAAACAUUAAAAAUUGAAGUUUUUGAUGAAAACAGACUAACUCGAGAUGAUUUUCUUGGGUUAGUCGAGUUACCUCUUCGCAACAUUCCUACAGAAAGACCUGGCCGAACUAUUAAUGCCAAGUAUUAUAUCCUUAGACCAAGAAGCAACAAGUCUAGAGUGAAAGGACAUUUGGAAAUUUACCAUGCCUAUACAUCAACUGGAGCAUCUGAAGAUGAUGAUGAUUCUACAAGCCAACAGGAAACUGAAUCUGGUUGGGAAAUGGUGAAUGCAGAUGAAGGUGCAGGCGUGGAGGAGUCUCCAGCUUCACCAGUAACUGUGUCCACCCCUCCGUCCAAUCAUUCCCCUCUCCCGCCUGGAUGGGAGGAGCGGCAAGAUGCUAAUGGCAGGACUUACUAUGUCAAUCAUGCUGCAAGGACAACCCAGUGGGAGCGGCCUACAGGAGCGACGCAGGUGGCAGAAGAAGCCCAGCAGCGUAGUUUGGAAUCAGCACAAGAAUUCAGACGUCGUGUUCACAUCAGUGUUGAUAAUACAGACGAUUCACUUCCAGACCAUCAGCCUAGGGACAAUGCUGAAAUAUUGAGAACUAUGCUUGAAACCCAAAGGCUUGACCCUAACAUCAGGAGGCAUUCAAUGCCCACUGCUAGUUUAAGUCGUCAGAGUAGCCAAAAUCAAUCUUCAACUGAAGGAUUACCCCCAGGGUGGUCAAUGCAAGUUGCACCUAAUGGUAGAGUUUUUUAUAUUGACCAUAAUUCCAAAACUACAACAUGGGUUGAUCCUAGAACAGGCAAGCCUAGCAUUCUGCCUAAUCAAAGCAAUGUGCCAAACAGGCCUCGCUUUAGCAGCGUGGAUGAUCUUGGUCCCUUACCUGAAGGUUGGGAAGAAAGGUUCCAUACAGAUGGGAGAAUAUUCUUUAUUGAUCACAAUUCUCGAAUUACUCAGUGGGAAGAUCCUCGGUUAAACAAUCCAAACAUUGCAGGGCCAGCUGUUCCAUACUCUAGAGAUUAUAAAAGAAAGUAUGAAUAUCUAAAAGCCAAGUUGCCAAAACCAGCUAAUGUCUCUGGAAAGUUUGAAUUGAAAGUGAGUCGUGCAAACAUCCUCGAAGAUUGUUAUCGAAUUAUCAGUGCUGUGACACGAGUGGAUAUUCUGCGUACAAAGCUGUGGGUAGAGUUUGAUGGAGAAGAAGUUUUAGACUACGGUGGUGCUUCUAGAGAAUUGUUUUUCCUUUUAUCUAAAGAGAUGUUCAAUCCUUACUAUGGCUUAUUUGAAUAUUCUGCUGUAGAUAAUUAUACUCUUCAGAUCAAUCCCAAUUCAGGUGUCUGCAAUGAAGACCAUUUAUCGUAUUUUAAGUUCAUUGGUAGAGUAGCAGGCAUGGCUGUUUACCAUGGAAAACUUUUGGACUCCUUUUUUAUUCGUCCUUUUUACAAAAUGAUGCUCGGAAAACCUAUUAGCCUUAAAGACAUGGAAUCAGUGGAUUCAGAGUAUUAUAAUUCACUGUUAUGGAUUAUGGAAAAUGAUCCUGCUGACUUGGACUUAAGGUUUUCCAUAGAUGAAGAUUUGUUUGGUCAGAUGCAGCAACGAGAUCUCAAACCAAAUGGGAGUGAAAUACCUGUUACGCAAGAAAACAAAAUGGAGUACAUUAAUUUAGUCAUUCAGUGGAGAUUUGUAUCAAGAGUUGAACCCCAAAUGAAUGCUUUCCUUGAAGGAUUUGGUGAAGUAGUUCCUAUGCACUUGAUAAAGCUUUUUGAUGAAAAUGAAUUAGAACUCUUGAUGUGUGGCAUUGGCAAAAUAGAUGUAAAAGACUGGAAACAAAACACUGUUUACAAAGGAAGCUAUCAUGCAAAUCACAUUGUUAUUCAGUGGUUCUGGAGAAUGGUCAUGUCCUUUUCUAAUGAGAUGAGGGCAAGGUUGCUGCAGUUUGUCACUGGUACUUCUCGUGUCCCUAUGAAUGGUUUUAAAGAACUUUAUGGCAGCAAUGGUCCUCAGCUUUUCACUAUUGAAAAAUGGGGAACAACAGAUAAUCUGCCUAGAUCACACACAUGCUUCAACCGUCUGGACCUUCCUCCGUAUGACAGCUACCAAGAGCUGCGAGACCGACUCAUCAAGGCCAUUGAAGGUUCAGAGACCUUUGGUGGUGUUGACUAAUCUGUGUACAUUUUGAUAGGUGCAAACAUAUAAAUUCCAAAUGUGUGCCUGCCCGAGCUCAACACUGAUGUAUAAUUGGAUUCCACACUAUUUUAUUUAAAAAUGUGUAUAUAUUAUGUAACAAUUUAAGAAAUAGCUUAGGAUAUUUUCCAAUAUAUGAAUGUCUUUUUUUCUUAAUAUUUUGCUAUACAAACUCGUGCAUUCAUCAAUGUGCGAGCUAUAUGCAAUGAUGUGUAAUUAAUUGUUUGUACAAAUUCCUUUCCCACUGUUGGAUGUUAGUGUGCAGCUUCUGUGUCAUACCUAUUCUUGUUAUCCUCGCUCAAAUGUUUAUGAAUGGAUUAAUUUCUCAAUUGGUUGAUGUGUGGUCUAUAGUUCGCUUCUUUGUGUGUGUUAUGAUUUCAGAGCUCUAUAUUCUUUGUUGGUGCAGUGUAGUGGUGUUUUUAUUAUAUAAAUGAUUUUUUCUGUUGAGAAAAUGGUAUGCACUUCUGCAAAAGUCAUUGUGUCUGUUUGGAUGUGUAAAUUUUGUUUCCCUCAUAUUCGUGAAUCGGGCCCAAUUAGAUUUAUAUAAAAUUUUGCAGAAAUGUUAGAUCAGGAGAAAAACUUUUUACUAGAUGAUUUAAUCACAUUUUACUUUAGUAAAAGCAGUCAAAAGGAAUUUGAAAUUCCAUCAAUGACAGAUGUAUUCAAAUGUAAAAACGGGAAAAAAAGAAAUCUGCAGUUAGCUGAAUUAGCAAAUUUUUUCAUCUCUUCAAAGCCUAGUGUUCUGCUAUUACACACUUUUGAAGGGUUUUUCUAUUGCUUUUAUAUAUAUAUAAAAAAAAAAAAUCUGAAAUAUUUUUAGCAAGUGGUUUAUUAGUUACAGAAUUACUUUGAAAUCGUGGGAAUAAAUACUUCCCAUCAUUAAAGCCUUAUAGUUACAGACUGUAUUCAUACUUUUAACCUUGAAAAAGCCUCUAGAAUAUGAAUUUGAUUUAAAAUAAUCAAACGAAAACAACUUCCGAUGAAAGAAAUAGAAUGUGAAAGAUAUUAGCUAGUUUGGUAAUUAGACAGAUAUAGAUUAGAAAUUUUUAAAAAAUAGAAAUUGAUUGGUUUGCCUGUUUCAAUCAAUUUUGAAUAUGUUUUUAGUUUUUGAAUUCUUUAUCAAAUGAAAUUUGCCAGUUAUUGUAAAAAAUUUUUUUGUUCUCUGGGAUGAAAAUGAUUUUUCAAAAUUAUUUUGUUGCAUGGGAAUUUAGAAAUUAUUUAUUUAUGUUUUGCAGGUUAUUACAUUGUGUGUUAAGGUUUUUGAACAAAUAUUCAGAACUCUGUAUUGUCUUUUCUUUAUAGUUAAUUCAGUAUAUAGUUUAUAUGUUCACUGUGUUAUGUGCCAUAAGGUGGGUAGUUUUAUAUUAUUGUUAAAAUAUGAAUAAUUUUAUCUUGAAAAUUAUAAAUGUAUUAUUAAUUAUCUGCAACUUGUCUUGUAACAUUUAAGAAUUUAUUUUUAUAUUUUACAUGAAUACUUUUUAGAUGAAUCUUUAAAAAAAAUAUGUAUUAUCUUAAUUUACUUUAAUUUAUAUGAAAUACAAAGGAACCAUAAUAGGACAGCAGGAUAGAUAUUUUCUUUUGAAGGAUAUGAUGACAAAGUUUCUUUUAAAAAUCAUUUGUUGUUCUUGAUUCGAAAGUGGUCACAUUAUUUGGAGUAAUUGAAACUAGAUUGCUUAUUCUUUAGAGUAUAAAUCUUUUUUUUUUAUCUCAGUGUAAUGUUCUGUAGCAUAUUAUUUUUAGCAAUAUAUAUAUAGCAAUAUUUUUUUUUUAAUUUCUCUGAAAACUUGUUAGCAAUUUAACUUUUGUUUAUGAUGCAAGUCAAUGUAAAUUUUGCAAAAUAUUUGAAAAUAGGAAUUAUGUUUUUAUUCAUUUAAAUUAAGAUUAACACUUCAACUGCUACAAGCUCAUUUCAGGCUAGUCAUAAAUUAAUUAUGCAGUGCAAUAUUAUUAAUGCAUAUACAAGAUUAUGUCAGCCAAGAAGUGUUUGAAAUGUUCAAGCAAUCUCUGAGGAUUUUAAAUCUGAAAGAAUGCUUUAUAAAAAAUACUCCUGAGUUUUUUGGCUGUGGUUCGUGCGUUCUUUUCCUAUGAUAAGCAGUUAUGUGAGUGAAUGGUGCCAAGAAGUCAGUUUGUAGAAAAUCAUCUAGAUUUUUGUUUUAAAAUGUUUUUAUCACUAUUAUUAAGAAAUGCGUACUUUGAAUGAAGGCAGCAUUGGGGAGUCAUAUUGAAGUUGGACAUUAAUAAUAUGAAACAUAAAAUGAAUAUUGCCUAAGACUAAUGAUUAUAUGAAUAAAUGUUAUCAAGAAGACUGUUUUGUUCAUCAAAAAUCAUUGAAGAAUUUGUUCCAAAGCAUAUUUAUUUUCAUGAAUAUAAUUAUAAAUUGCAUAUUAUGCAGCAGAACAAAAAGUAAAAGGCACAACAUUCUUGUUGAAAGUAUUGAUAGAUAUUGGAAGAAGGCUGUGUCAAUUCAUAUAAAAUCAUCAAAACUUGGUGUAUCAAAGCAUACUUAUCCUUAUAGUUGUUGUUUUGAAAUGUAUGCAUUGUGUGAGAACAAUGAUGGGUAUACAGCAUUCCCAUAGAAGUUAGAUGUUGCUGAGUAAUUUUGUAGAAGAACUUUACACUGAGAUCAAAAUACAACCUGUAAAAGAUUUAUUUUUUAAUGUGAAUGAGAAGCCAUUUGCUUCUGAAGCUCCUGGAAUGUGUUAGCAGAAUGCUUUUUCUGUGUUUUCCAAACCAUUGCUGUACAUGAUUUAUGCUUUCCAACUAUUCUUUUCUGCUCUGUACUCCCCUUCAAUGCUAGAGCUGUAUGAAAGGUAAUGUGCCUUAUCAAUAAAAGAUGUGUUGUUAAUCACAGCAUUCUGUUAUUCAAUAUGUUUACUUUGAGGUGCAUUAAUUGAAAUAAAUUAUUGGUGAUAUAUAUCAAA
This is a messenger RNA of Argiope bruennichi, 5764 nucleotides long. RefSeq names its product E3 ubiquitin-protein ligase NEDD4-like (gene Nedd4). Gene Ontology annotation, molecular function: protein binding; ubiquitin protein ligase activity; sodium channel inhibitor activity. The record is from RefSeq and is a predicted model, not a curated record. The transcript is spliced from 22 exons. Lineage: Eukaryota; Metazoa; Arthropoda; Arachnida; Araneae; Araneidae. The coding region runs from base 396 to 2822 and encodes 808 amino acids. Gene Ontology annotation, biological process: ubiquitin-dependent protein catabolic process; regulation of dendrite morphogenesis.